This is a messenger RNA of Staurois parvus, 292 nucleotides long. The record is from the annotation of a GenBank genome assembly. Lineage: Eukaryota; Metazoa; Chordata; Amphibia; Anura; Ranidae.
AAACCUAAUGCUGGAGGCAUUUCAUGGGCUUCCUGAUCAUGUGAUCACUUAUUGGCCCCGCCCUCCCUAUCAUGUGAUUCAGGGGUUCCAAUCCCCUCCUUAUCAUGUGAUUCAGGGGUUCCAAUCCCCUCCAUAUCAUGUGAUUCAGGGGUUCCAAUCCCCUCCCUAUCAUGUGAUUCAGGGGUUCCAAUCCCCUCCCUAUCAUGUGAUUCAGGGGUUCCAAUCCCCUCCCUAUCAUGUGAUUCAGGGGUUCCAAUCCCCUCCAUAUCAUGUGAUUCAGGGGUUCCAAUCC